AUUACGGUGAAUCCGACGCGGAGACAGGCCUUGAUGUCGAAUCAUUAGCUGCAUCUGAUUCUGGGGAGUCGCAAUCGUCGGUCAUCAUGAGUGAGGUGACAGAAGUUGAGGGGAAAAAGAAUGUCCAAGAUACUGCUAGUGCAGAUGAUAAGAGGGAUAUGUUCAUGCAGAUAAUACAAAUGACUUUUACGUCUCACGAGGCUGCGUAUGAUUUCUACAACAGCUAUGCUAGAGAUAAUGGUUUCAGCAUUAGAAAGAAUAGGGUCAGGUAUAGCAAAACCGAGUCACGUCAUAUGCGUUAUAGGCGGUUUGUUUGUUCCAGACAAGGAAAACGUGACAGCAGGUUGCUAACCGAGGAAGGACACAGCCGUAGGCUCAGACCCGAGACACGCUGCCACUGCGAAGCGCACCUGACCGUGAAGCUUGACCAAAAGCGUGGGGUUUGGUAUGUUGAUAGUUUUGAGGACAAGCAUAGCCAUAUCUUGGCAGGACCGGACGAGGUACCUUUUCUUUGGUCCCACAGAAAAAUCAAAGAGUACCAGAGAGCUGAGAUACUGUCCAUGGGAGCUGCAGGGAUUAGAAUUCACGACAUGAUGGAUACCUUCAUCAGCAAACAUGUAUGGUAUGGCGGUGUUGGUUUUACCAGGCGUGAAAUAUACAACCUUUGCGCCAGGGAGAAGAGGAAGCUGCUUUCAAAAGGUGAUGCUGCCACAGUCAUAGGCAUCAUGGUCAGUAGGAAACAGAGGGAUCCUAGCUUCUUAUUCGAGUACAAGCUAGACAAGGAAGGACAUAUGAAUAGGAUGUUCUGGUGUGACUCCCAGUCUCGUCAUGACUAUGAGGACUUCGGCGACGUGCUUGUAUUUGACAGCACGUACAAGAUGAACCGGUAUGAUGAUGGUGAAGGCAACAUAGUUGAAGUUCAUGAUCCUAUUAAAGUAUCAACGAAAGGUGCAACUAAGGAAGAAGUGAAAUGUAACUAUUUGGAAUGGGUAGACCCGGAGUGGUCAGUGGCUACGAAGUUCUGCCUGAGAGAACUGUGGAGCAUGUAUGACGAGAAGCUGAGACAGAAUAUUAAGAAUGCUGAAGAAAAAUGCAUGUUAAUUAGAGAAAAGAGGAGGACGGAGGAAGAGCUGAGAUUUUUCAAAAUGGACUUUGCUAAACUGGUGGCUGAUAAGGAGGAUGCUCUCACGCAGUUGGGCAAUGCAAGAUGGUCACUUAGCGAUCUCAAAGAGGAGCUGGAGAAGAAUAAGAUGGCAGAUCAUGGUUGUGCCAAUCUACAUCAGGUCCUGAGGGUAAAGGCUGAGAAAGACCGGGACCGGGUGGUGCUAGAGAGAGACCAAGUGAUGAGAGAGAGGGACCAACUCUGA
This is a messenger RNA of Aegilops tauschii subsp. strangulata, 1367 nucleotides long. Lineage: Eukaryota; Viridiplantae; Streptophyta; Magnoliopsida; Poales; Poaceae. The record is from RefSeq and is a predicted model, not a curated record.